AUGUUUUUUCUCUCAUUUUGUUCACUUUUUAAUUCUCUUUCUUUUUUGUUCUUUGUCUCCCUUCUUCUCUCUCUCAUUUCUCUCAAUUUUAUCCCUCAAUUUCUAUUUUUCACUGUUUUUUCUUUGUUUAUCUCUUUUUUAAAUUUUUUAUCUUUUUUUCGCUCUUUCUCUCUCUCACACACACACACACUCUCUCUCUCUCUCUCUCUCUCUCAGUCUCUCCCUCUCUUUAUUUCAAACUUUUCUCCCCCUUUAAUUUUUGUUUACUUUUUAAAUCUCUUUAUUCUUCAUCUCUCUCUCUCUUCCUCUUCUUCAUUAUCGUUCUCCUUUACCUCUCUGUUGUCAUUUUUCUCUAAUUUUCUCUCUCUCUCACACACAAUCUCUCUCUCUCUCUCUCUCUCCCCUUCCCUCUCCCUACAUUUUUUUAAUCCCGUCAACAAGUGGCGCAAGUCCUAA
Acanthosepion pharaonis is the source of this 456-nucleotide messenger RNA. The record is from the annotation of a GenBank genome assembly. NCBI's taxonomy places the organism in Eukaryota, Metazoa, Mollusca, Cephalopoda, Sepiida, Sepiidae.